AUGUUCGGUGGAUUCCAGCCCCCUGCCCUCUCCCGCGAGGAGCUCCAGGCCGCCGAGGCCGAGGCCACCUUCACCAUCCAGCGCGCCGUCUUCACUGCCGUUGCUCUCUACCUCUCUCCCUUCGUCAUUGACGCCGUCAGCAAGGUUCUCUAA
This is a messenger RNA of Sordaria macrospora k-hell, 153 nucleotides long. RefSeq lists its product as uncharacterized. The record is from RefSeq and is a predicted model, not a curated record. Gene Ontology annotation, molecular function: transmembrane protein transporter activity. Lineage: Eukaryota; Fungi; Ascomycota; Sordariomycetes; Sordariales; Sordariaceae. Gene Ontology annotation, cellular component: mitochondrial outer membrane translocase complex; mitochondrial outer membrane.